This is a messenger RNA of Closterium sp. Naga37s-1, 2061 nucleotides long. NCBI's taxonomy places the organism in Eukaryota, Viridiplantae, Streptophyta, Zygnematophyceae, Desmidiales, Closteriaceae. The record is from the annotation of a GenBank genome assembly.
AUGGUAGACCCUCAAUUCCUGCCCGUGCAUUACAUGAAUCUUUCAGUGGGGCCUUUCUGUAAGUGCUUCAUCCCCGUCACUCGUCCCAUUCGCCUCAUCAACCCCAGACCUUUGCCCCUCAUCCCUCACCUCUCCUCCUCCGUUUCCGUCCGUCCCUCAUCACCGUUCUCCCCUGAUCUUUCUCCCCUCGUUGCGGUGGCCCUCGAGAUCCUGCGCAAGCUCCGCGACGAGUCGUUCGCCGCGGGUCGCCCGGUCACUCUCGCGCUCUCCGCAUUUCCGCGCUCCAUGCAGCCGCUACUCGACAAGUUCAUCGGAGGAAGGCUUCCCGAGGAUGAGCUCCAGGUGGCAGUCAACUACUGGCCCAAGGGCCGCUUCCAGGAGAUGUUACCACUCCUUUGCUACUGUCGCGAAGCAGGGAUUCGCCUGUUCGCGUGCGGCGUGCCCCCUAAGGUACUUCGCACAGUGCAAGCCGGCGGUAUUCAAGCACUCUCCCCGUCGGACCGCAAAAAGUACGCGCCGCCGCUAGGAGGGGGCUCGGCCGUCUUCCUGCGGCCCGACAGCACCACUGCCGUCCCUUCGUACGGCGGCGGUAACGCAUCCGCAUUUAGCGCCGCUGCGACCAGCGGCGGGGCAGCAUUAGCAAACGGCGGCAUCAGCAGCAUUAGCGGCGGAAACGGCGGGCUGCUGGGAAUCGAACCCAUUGCGAACGCCGCCGAGCCUCUUGUCUCCCGGACCUCCUCCCGAGCCUCGUUCCCGUUCGGCCCGGGCCCGUACUGGUUCGCGCAGGCGCGUGUUGUUGAAGAUCACGCUAUGGCGGGCGCGAUCUCGCAGGCGAUGUCAGAAGGCGGGAAAAUCGGGCUUCUUGUCGUCCUCACCGGCGCGUCGCACGUGCGAUUCGGCGCCAACGGUCGCGGCGUGCCGUCGCGCGUCGCGGAUUGGCUGCGCGCGUCCCCGGCGUCGCAGGCCGUCGUGCUGCUUAACCCCGAGCGGCAGCGCGCGCGACUCGAGACCGAUUUCCCCGAGGCCGAUUUUUUCUGGUACUCGGGCAGCUGGGCGUGCACGCGCAACUGCUUCGACCGCGCGGAGAUCGCGCGCGUGAUGGGCGCCGCGGGGCGCACCCCGGACGCGCUCCCGCGCGACCUGCAAGUCGGGAUCGAGCGCGGAUUAAUCUCCCCUGACACGCUCCAGUCUUUUUUCGAGCUCGAGAACAACCCGCUAAUCGCGGAAGCGACGAAGCGGUUCGAGGGUUUGCGCGAACGGUUCUACGCGGAUCCGCGAUUCCUGCAGCGGCUGUGCACGGAGGAGGCGAUUAGCAUCGCCACGUCACUCGCCGCCCAGUUUCAGAAGCGCGGGGAUCGAUUUUGGUCGGAGCUCGAAUACGUUUCCGCGGAUAUUCUUAGGGGAACGGUGGUAAACUUUUUUUCGGUGUGGCUGCCCGCGCCGCGGCUCUCCUUCCGGGAUGCAGCUGGGCCGGCCGCGCAGGCGGUCGGGGGGGCAGUCGGGGAAAAACCUUUUGGCGGGCUGACCGCGUGGAUUUCCUCGCUGCCCCACAAUGCGUUCCAAAUGGCCGGGCCUGGGCAGAAUUUCGGUCUGGCGGAACGAAUCGGUACGGUUGUGGUGGCGGGAACGAAACUUUUUUCGGUUGGGUUUGUUUCGAGCGUGGCGACGCUGUCGCUGACAAAUUUCCUGGCGGACAUGAAAAACAAGCUGCCCGCGAAAUCAACCGAUCAGGCAGCCAGCGGGCAGGUUUCCACAAAUGAGGAAUUUGGAGCAGCUGGGGUGGCAGGAGGGUCUGCGGUAGCUUCGGGAACAGCAGCAGCAGCAGCAACGGCAGGGGAAGCAGACGCGAAUGGCAGCGGAUCUACAGUGGCGAGAUCUCCCGUAUUCAAAACCGCAUUGGUGUACGGCGCGUUCCUGUCCACGUCAGCGAAUCUGCGUUACCAGGCGAUUGCGGGGAUUGUGGAGCAUUGGAUCGCGGAUUAUUACUUGGCGUCCAAUCCGGUCGCGGGGACAGCUGUGUCGUUCCUCGCCCGCACCACCAACUCCUACUGGGGUACCUCG